Sycon ciliatum is the source of this 1359-nucleotide messenger RNA. Its product is annotated as CDP-diacylglycerol--inositol 3-phosphatidyltransferase-like. The record is from RefSeq and is a predicted model, not a curated record. NCBI's taxonomy places the organism in Eukaryota, Metazoa, Porifera, Calcarea, Leucosolenida, Sycettidae. Gene Ontology annotation, cellular component: membrane; Golgi apparatus. Gene Ontology annotation, biological process: phosphatidylinositol biosynthetic process. The coding region runs from base 136 to 801 and encodes 221 amino acids. The transcript has 7 exons. Gene Ontology annotation, molecular function: CDP-diacylglycerol-inositol 3-phosphatidyltransferase activity.
AUUUUGUUUGUAUCAGAGUCACUGCACUGCGCCUUCGAAAUCAGAAAAGGCGAUCGGUGUCUCUUCGAAGUGCCCUGCAAUCCUCGUUUCUUUUCUAGACUCAGGCCAAUAGCAAAGCUGGAGGACACACCAACCAUGGGAGAUGAGAAUAUAUUCCUGUUUAUUCCGAACCUGAUCGGGUAUGUUCGGGUCAUAUUGCUCAUUGUGGCAUGUUUCUUUAUGGAUACCGAUCCAUGGACCACCGUCGCCUUAUACCUGCUGUCACAAUUCCUAGAUGCCUUUGAUGGCCAGGCAGCUCGCUACUUUCAACAAUCCACCAAGUUUGGUGCUGUUCUUGACAUGGUCACAGACAGGUGCAGCACAUUGUGCCUUUUCAUUGUCCUUGGACAGUUCUACCCGGGACACCUCGUCACUUUCCAGCUGCUGGCUAUUCUGGACAUUGCCAGCCAUUGGAUCCACAUGUACAGCGCCCUGGUACGUGGUGACUCCAGCCACAAGACAAUCGACUUAGCCGGCAACCCUGUGCUUCGCUACUACUACACAAAUCGAUAUGUGCUGUUCUUCUUCUGUGCGGCUAAUGAGCUGUGCUUUGCUGCUUUGUACUUCAUGUACUUCUCUCCCGGACCACUCUUUGUCUUCGUUCCGUGGGACGUCGAGCCCUGGGGCAUGUGGAAGUUGCUGUUCGCCGCGUCCUUGCCAUUCUGCGCCAUGAAGCAGCUCAUUAGCGUCAUCCAGAUGAUCGUAGCGGCGAAGAACAUCGGCGUCAUCGACGUGGCCGAACGUGCCAAGCUGCGCUCAUGACUACUUGUGGACGAGUCGGCCGAGUGCGCUGCAAAGGAGAGAGCCUGACAUCGGGCCAUGCAGCAGCAUAAUGGCUGAAUGACUGGCUGCAUGCACUUGGCGCAAGUUGUAGGAAUGACGGCACGUGCACCCACCAACCUUCUGUUCUGAACUUUAAAAGAAUGUACUCCAUACUUGAUUCGCCACAACUCAACACGACAGCAGAACAGCUGUACCGCUAUGCAACCCCGUUCUGGCUAUAGUCUAGUCCGUGUUGACUUUAAAAAGUACCUGUGUCUCUCUACUCUACGAAUGCUGCUGCCGAUCUUGCUGAUGCUUUUCUGGUAUGGCACUUGCAAUUUGUCCCAUUCAGUUUCCCUCUUCAAGUGUGUGCUUACCCACGUAGAUUUGUCUUUUGUAACAUCAUGCCAUGGUUCUGGCCAGCUUGCAUGCACUUGAUUUCUGGCUUUGACUUCUGUAGACUUGAAGAUUGGCCAGACCGCUUUACAGCCGCGCAUCCUUUUUUGGCUUUUAAAAUUGUGCAACGAACAUAGGUGAAGUACUCCGGUGCCAAGAGUA